Messenger RNA from Nerophis ophidion (straightnose pipefish), 6034 nucleotides. Its product is annotated as dysbindin-like. NCBI's taxonomy places the organism in Eukaryota, Metazoa, Chordata, Actinopteri, Syngnathiformes, Syngnathidae. Bases 444 to 1013 code for a protein of 189 amino acids. The record is from RefSeq and is a predicted model, not a curated record. The transcript has 5 exons. Gene Ontology annotation, biological process: negative regulation of protein kinase activity. Gene Ontology annotation, cellular component: cytoplasm.
GCAGUGAUGUCACACAUAAAUGAUUUAGGCCUGAUGGACUACUGUGGCCAACAGAGGCAAGUGAUUGGCUAAUAUCAGUACUAGCUAAAGAUGAUUAGACCUUCUACUGCACCAUCACCAGACCCCAAGGGAGAAAUAGAAGCUGCAGGUUGUUAAGGCAAGAUGAUAGCUGAUGACUCCUCAAGCAGUGCAAGUACUUUCUCUCUCAAAUCAACACUUUUCUGUGAAGACACUGAGGCGAUGAUGGGAUUUAUUUCCCCUCGUCACAAAGGGUGACUCUUUACUUCAAUGGCAACAUUUGUUCUCUGCUUCCAGCCUGGUUCUGGUCUCUUGAUAAAUGACUGCAGCGUUAAAACGACACACGACGCUGAAGGUUUCCAUCCCAGAGUGUCGUCAGAGACAGCAGGGAGAAACCACUACACCUAAGGGGGGGAAGCAGAGUAAUGCACAGACACACUUAUGAAACGCUGGCGGAGACAGACAAUUCCCAGAGAAUGUUGGACAGAGAUUCAGCACAGCAUCUGAAGCUGAGGGACGGACAACUCUUUUUUGAAGAAGUCUACCACCAGGAUGUGAACAACUACCUUCCUUCAGCCCACCUGCAGAUAGACAGCAGAAAACCCCCCAUGGGAAGCAUCUCAUCCAUGGAGGUGAACGUGGAUGUGCUGGAGCAAAUGGACCUGAUGGACGUCUCGGACCAGGAGGCCCUGGAUGUGUUCCUCAACUCAGGCUCCGAAGCAGAUGAGGGAGCGCUUGCAUCCCCACAGCCUGAGGUGGAGGACGAUGGUGAAAAUGAAGAAGCUGAGGUUGUCUACCGGCUCUGUCCACCUUUGCCACGGCAAAAUGAAGACCUCAACGGGUCCAAAUCUCGAAUGUCGUCGACGUCAUCGGACUCCAGCGAUACCAGUGGGGACACACCUGUGAUCCAGUCAGAUGAUGAGGACGUUAAGGCCGACACACAACUGCUGACCUCUGUUGCUCAGCCCGGGGACGAAGAAACAGAGGAUGAAUAAGAGGAUCAAAAAGGUUCUGGUACUAAACCUUCACAAAGACCGAAGGAAAGAUAAGCAGACAAGGCUCAACCCCACACCUGCCGUUUGCUUUGGGGUUCUCCAACUACUUGAACUUCAACAACUGCACUCCAAUGAUGUCAUCAGUAAUGUUGUACAUCUGUUUAACCUCCCUUACACAAAUAUGGAUGUUUCGGACAAAACCUGUUGUGUGCACCUGCAAGUAUACCCAUGACCACAAAUGCCAAACACAUCCCCUUUGUGACGAUCUUUAUUUAGCUUACGCAACAGCUUUGUGUUGCAUGACUCAAGCUGGAGUGACAGCUGUUAUUAAUGGCUAUGUACACUACUUACUAUUCUUCCUCUCCCCGCCUGUCAAAUGACCCAAGAUGUAUGUUUAACAGACAAAGAUAUGCUUGUUAAAGCAAAGAGUGAGUUUCUUUGUGUGGUUGUGGGAUAGAAAAGUCGGUACUUCAUCAAUACGAUAAUGGAAAGAAAGCAGAACAUGUAUCAAUCAAUCAAUGUUUAUUUAUAUAGCCCCACAUCACAAAUGUCUCAAAGGACUGCACAAAAGGGCAAGGAAAACUCACACUCAGUGGGACGCCAGUGACAAUGCUGACUAUGAGAAACCUUGGAGAGGACCUCAGAAAGCAAUGGAUGUCGAGCGGGUCUAACAUGAUACUGUGAAAGUUCAAUCCAUAGUGGCUCCAACACAGCCGCGAGAGUUCAGUUCAAAGCGGAUCCAAGACAGCAGCGAGAGUCCCGUCCACAGGAAACCAUCUCAAGCGGAGGCGGAUCAGCAGCGUAGAGAUGUCCCCAACUGAUACAGGCGAGCGGUCCAUCCUGGGUCUCGAUUCUGGACAGCCAGUACUUCAUCCAUGGUCAUCGGACCGGACCCCCUGCACAAGGAAGGGGGGGGGACAUAGGAGAAAGAAAAGAAGCGGCAGAUCAACUGGUCUAAAAAGGAGGUCUAUUUAAAGGCUAGAGUAUACAGAUGAGUUUUAAGGUGAGACUUAAAUGCUUCUACUGAGGUAGCAUCUCGAACUGUUACCGGGAGGGCAUUCCAGAGUACUGGAGCCCGAACGGAAAACGCUGUAUAGCCCGCAGACUUUUUUUGGGGCUCUAGGAAUCACUAAUACGCCGGAGUCUUUUGAACGCAGAUUUCUUGCCGGGACAUAUGGUACAAUACAAUCGGCAAGAUAGGCUCGAGCUAGACCGUGUAGUAUUUUACACGUAUUUAGUAAAACCUUAAAGUCACAGGCGUAAUGUGAUCAAGCUUUCUUGUUCUUGUCAAAAGUCUAGCAGCCGCAUUUUGUACCAACUGUAAUCUUUUAAUGCUAGACAUGGGGAGACCCGAAAAUAAUACGUUACAGUAAUCGAGACGAGACGUAACAAACGCAUGGAUAAUGAUCUCGGCGUCUUUAGUGGACAAAAUUGAGCGAAUUUUAGCGAUAUUACGGAGAUGAAAGAAGGCCGUUUUAGUAACGCUUUUAAUGUGUGCCUCAAAGGAGAGAGUUGGGUCGAAGAUAAUACCCAGAUUUUUUAAAUUUUGUAAUUGCUUUCUUUCCUACACUUUAUUGAUGGUAGACUUCAUGCCCUGACUUGAAGUGGCUGAGAACCAUUCCGUACGAGCCUGAUAUAUAUCCCAAAUAAGAAGUGCUACACGGAGUGUGCGAGCUAUGUAAUCACAGAUUAAUUAUUACGCAGUUAUUAGUUUGUGUACAAUUGAAAACAAGUAUAAAAGUCCUAAAUGAGGAUUCUGUGUGUAAUACCUGCUAUUAAUUACCAUGGUUACACUCAUUUCCUGCAAAUCAAUCUACUGUCUGCUACCUGCCACCAUUUCUGCAAAAUACAAGUGCAAUGUAGACAACAGAACUCAUGUUUAGCACGCUAAACCUGCACUCUGGGAAACCACACAAUGGCCGUUGUUAGCACCAGGGCAAUUAUUGCCGUGGUGUACUGGAAUGAUCCAGACACAAGAAAAUGCACGUUGUUGUUGUCAGACAGGGCAUAUAUGAAUAAUAAUCAAUCAGUUGAGAAUACAUCUUUAGAAGAGAUGUCAAUAAUAUAAUCCUUAUAUGAACAAAUGCUAUCAAACAACACCCACAGGAAACAAAAACUCCUAUGUAGGUCUGACUUAGACCCAAUUUUCAUACACUCACUUCUUUCAGCAAAAAUCUACAGGAAGUUGGCAAAACCCCCUUCAAAAUAACAUUUUCGCAAAAAAUGCAAUUUUUGCCUCUUUGCGCUGUAAUUUGACCCCUUUAAAAUGCUUCAAAAGUCACCAAACUUGGUGCACACAUAAGGACUGGCGAAUAUUGCGAUCUAAUGAAAAAAACAAACCCCAAAACUCAAAAUUGCGCUCUAGCGCUAUUUUUGAAUAAAACACUGGAAAAACUGCUCCUAGGAAGAAAACACAGACAAAAAUUGCUUGUAACUUCCAGUAAGAAUGUCGGAGGGACAUGAAACGAAAACCUCUAUGUAGGUCUCGCUUAGACCUACAUUUCAUAGAUUGACAACCCCCAACAAAAAUCAACAGGAAGUUUGCAAUCCCCCCAGCAAAACAAAAAAAUUGUAAAAACCGGUCACCUUUCUUCAAACAUUAUGUCCUCUGAGUGCUUCUUUUGUUUUGGCUUCAAACUCGCACAGGAGAGGGAUUGAACCCUUCUGAUUAAAAGUAUAGAACAGAGUUUUGAUAAUUUCUCAGGUUUUGAUUUUACGCGCCUUCAAAGAACCCCUGUGCAAAGUCUCCUAAAAAAUGUCAUUUUUGCCUCUUUGAGCUGUUAUUUGACCCCCUUAAAAUGCUUCUAAACUCACCAAACUUGACACACACAUCAGGUCUGGCAAAAAUUGCGAUCUGAUGAAAAAAACCUAACCUCAAAACUCAAAAUUGCGCUCUACCGCCUCCCUAGGAAUACAACACGGACAAACUGCUCCUAGGAAGAAAACACAGACAAAACUGCUUGUAACUUCCGGUAGGAAUGUCAGAAAGACAUGAAACAAAAAACACUAUGUAGGUCUCACUUAGACCUACAUUUUAAUAAUUAACAUACUUUAGCAAAAAUCAACAGGAAGUUUGAUAUUUUCACUUCAAUACAACAACUGCAUUACUUUCACAAUGCAUUAUAUUCUCAAAAUAGUGGCUCCAAGGCGUCUUCUAACGCUUAUCCGGCCGUGGGUCUCGGGGGCAGCAGCCAAAGGCGGACCCGACCAACGCUGCUUGCAGCUUUAAUUAUUAUUAUUGAACUGUUAUUUGACCCCCUGAACAAGCUUCAAAACUCACCAAAUUUCACACAUUCAUCAGAACUGCCGAAAAUUGCCAUCUAAUAAAAAAAAAACCCUAAAAAUCAAAAAUGCGCUCUAGCGCCCCCUACGAAAAAAACAAAACAGACUGCUUGUAACUUCCAUUAGCAAUGUCGUAGAGACAUGAAACAAAAACCUCUAUAUAGGGCUGACUUAGACUCACAAAUUCAUCAGAACUGGCAAAAAUUGCCAUCUAAUAAAAAAACCAAACCCUAAAAAUCAAAAAUGCGCUCUAGCGCCCCCUACGGAAAAAAAAAAAACAGACUGCUUGUAACUUCCGUUAGCAAUGUCGUAGAGACAUGAAACAAAAAUCUCUAUAUAGGGCUGAUUUAGACCUAGAUUUCAUAAUUGUACUUUCUAGGGCAAAAAUCAACAAAAAUUUUGCAAAAACCCAUUCAAAGCAAAAUUUUCGCAAAAAAAUGCUAUUUUUGCCUCUUUGAGCUGUAAUUUGACCCCCUUAAAAUGCUUCAAAACUCACCAAACUUGGCACACACAUCAGGACUGGCCGAAAUUGCGAUUUAAUGAAAAAACCAAACCGCAAAACUCAAAAAUGCGCUCUAGCGCAAUUUUUGGAUAAAACACAGAAAAAACUGCUCCUAGGAAGAAAACACAGACAAAACGGCUUGUAACUUCCGGUAGGAAUGUCGGAGAGACCUGAAACAAAAACCUCUAUGUAGGUCUCACUUAGACCUACAUUUUAAUACUUUACAUCCUUCAGCAAAAAUCAACAGGAAGUUAAAAAUGACCCCUUCAAAAUAAAAGUUUUGUAAACACCCGUCACCUUUUUUCAAAAGUUAUCUCCUCUGAGCGAGUUUGGCGUUUCGGCUUCAAACUCGCACAGGAGAGAGAUUGAACCCUUCUGAUUAAAAGAGUAGAACAGAGUUUUGAUUACGGCUCCGGUUUUGAUUUUACGCGCCUUCAAAGAACCCCUAGGCAAAGUUUCCUAAAAAAUGUCAUUUUUGCCUCUUCGAGCUGUAAUUUGACCCAUUUAAAAUGCUUCAAAGUGCAAGUUAAAGCUCUACUAUGCCAAGCGAAAGCCAUUUAUCAACAACAUCCAGAAACGCCGAUCUGUAAUUUGACCCCCUUAACAUGCUUCAAAACUCACCAAAUUUUACACACACAUCAGGGCUGGGGAAAAUUGCCCUCUAAUAAAAAAAUCAAACCCUAAAAAUCAAAAUUGCGCUUUAACGCCCCCUAGGAAAAAACACAGACAAAACUGCUUGUAACUUCUGUUAGGAAUGUCGUAGAGACAUGAAACAAAAACAUUUAUGUAGGUCUGCCUUAGACCAUGGCUUGAGUAGCGGCGGCAGCAGCCAAAGGCGGACUCGACCAAUGCUGCUUGCAGCUUUAAUUGUAUUUAUGACAGUAAAUGUGUUGAUCGUUGCCAUGAGCAUGGAAAAUUAUCUUCCCACAUCGUCUGCCAUAUUGAACUGAUCGCCUCCUUUUGACAGUGGUGCAGCCUUUUGUGCGUAACUGUGCCAAAGGAGCUAAAUACAAACGCAAAACAGUUUCAGGUAUGAAAAGUCGCAUUGCGAGCGCAGAACUGUGGUCUAUGGUAAAAGUCAGCCUGUGUUUUAGUACACACAGACCUUGAGAAGAUGAGGGUGUUCCUGUAGAUUCAAAGAACAUCAACUAUCCACACUAUGCUGGCCCUUACUUCAACCCUUUUGCCACAAAUCUCAACGUGUGUGCUGUUUUUCAUUUGGACAUUUUGCUCUGAU